This is a messenger RNA of Chrysoperla carnea, 1956 nucleotides long. Its product is annotated as tyrosine-protein phosphatase CDC14-like. Bases 1 to 1956 code for a protein of 651 amino acids. Gene Ontology annotation, molecular function: protein serine/threonine phosphatase activity; protein tyrosine/serine/threonine phosphatase activity. The record is from RefSeq and is a predicted model, not a curated record. Gene Ontology annotation, cellular component: nucleolus; kinociliary basal body; spindle pole. The transcript has 9 exons. Gene Ontology annotation, biological process: positive regulation of cytokinesis; protein dephosphorylation; regulation of exit from mitosis. NCBI's taxonomy places the organism in Eukaryota, Metazoa, Arthropoda, Insecta, Neuroptera, Chrysopidae.
AUGAGCAUAUACUUUUGCAUCGAUAAUGAAUUACAAUAUAAUAGCUAUUAUAGUGAUUUUGGACCAUUAAGUAUUUCAUGUCUUUACAAGUAUUAUUGUAAAUUAACACAAUAUUUAAGUAAUUUUACGACAAAACGUAUAAUUCAUUAUACAACACCAAAUGAGUGUAAACGGGCAAAUGCUGCAUGUUUGAUUGGAUCAUACAGUAUCAUCUCUUUGGGAUUUAUGCCGCGUGAUAUAUUUAAAAUAUUAACGUAUCAUUUGCCACCAUACAAGCCAUUUUUGGAUGCAUCGCAAGGUGGAGGCUCAGGAUAUACAAUACGUUUAAGUGAUGUUUUAUCUGCGGUGUACAAAGCACAAUUGUUUGGUUUCUUCAAUUUUGAGGAUUUUGAUGUGCAUGAAUACAACCAUUUUAAUAUGCUAGAACAUGGUGAUUUAAAUUGGCUUUUACCACGAAAGUUUUUAGCUUUUAUUGGUCCUAUGGACCAUGGAGAAUAUUAUGGAUUAGAACCAGGUGUUAGUUGUCAUUCGGCAUCAUAUUAUAUUAAUUAUUUCUUGGAUAAUAAUGUUCGAGCCGUCAUACGGCUCAAUAAUAAGUUGUACGAUGAAUCAGUCUUUACAAAUGCUGGUAUUCAACAUUAUGAUAUGUACUUUGAUGAUGGGACUGUGCCCCCACAACAAAUUUUAAACCAAUUUCUACGAAUUGCCGAAAAUACUAAAGGUCCAAUUGCUGUUCAUUGUAAAGCUGGUUUGGGUAGGACAGGAUCAUUAAUUGGAGCAUAUAUUAUUAAACACUAUCAUAUGACUGCCAGAGAAACGAUUGGGUGGUUAAGACUUUGUCGUCCAGGGUGCGUUAUUGGACAACAGCAAGGGUGGUUAGAAAAAGUUGAAAAAUAUCUAUGGGAUCGAGGAAAUGAAUAUAGAUUAGAAAAUUUUGGACAAGAAGAUAAAAUCCCUCAUCAUAAAUAUGGUAUCUACAGUAUAAGAUGGAAGAAACAGUGGAGAUUAAACAACGAACCAAAAUCGUAUAAAGUAAAAUAUGCGCAAGUGAAAAAACUCGACAAAAAAAUAUCAAGUAAUUACCCAAGAUAUUUAACAAGGCAAAACACUUCACCUUAUGAUCAUGUUACAAAGCCAAAAAUAUCGAGUAAACCAAAACCACCUGUAUUCGUACCAAGUAAAUGUGUAAAUGCGCAUAUAUAUUCUACGUCUACAUCACUUAAUAAACGAAGAAAAGUUUUAAAUUCCCCUCCCACCAAUCAUGCAGAAGAAGGCAUUCAAUACACGAUCAAGGACUCAUAUUUAAAGGAUUUACAAAAUCUAAAUGGAAAUGCUGAAAAAUAUAAUUUACGAAAAUCUCUCAAUCAAAAACAUCAGGAUGUUAUGACUGUACUUUAUGUUAAUCCAAAAAAAACUCAAGAAACGAGAGUUUUGUCUAAAGAAGUAAAUGCGAUAAAUUUUCGAAAUACUAACAACAGAGCUAAAUUAUCGGAUAAAAAGAAUGAAAACAAGCCACGAGUGAGUAGUGCAUAUACUGAUUACAUUUCCUCGAAUAAUACACCAUAUAAUAUGAAUAAUUAUCAACGAAACAAUCGAUUACAUCAAUGCGAAAGUGUAUAUAAUACAAAUCUUCAACCGUCAAUUAAUUUAGUUCAACAAAAUAUAGAAUCAGUUACUCGAAAAAUAAAAAAAUUAACUACAACAGACUACUUAUUAAAAACAUUACGGGAUUAUACUCUUUACCCAACAAAGAAUCAACCACUUGCAUCCAUACCAUCACCCAAUCGUACACAAGGUGAUCGUUUAAACGACUUAAAGCAACAACAUAUCCAUUAUAAUAACGUUGCAACAACACCAUCAAAAUAUGAAAUAUUAUUGAAUCCUAAAAAACAUCGUAAAACUCAAAGAGUAGCAUUCCAUCCACAACUCAUUACCAAAAAAGCUUAUGCUUAUUAA